AUCUCGUUGGAUAUAUGACCGAGGUAUCGGAUCAGUACGAUUUUUCUCUCUUAGUGAGUGUUAACUAACACACAAAUUGCCUUUUGCACCAAAGUGGGAGAAAGAAGAGGGGGAGCAUUUAAGGGGGGAUGUAACGCAUAGGUUGCGGAUCGUAUUACAGAGUUUCAGACUUUUCAUGGCAAGAGUUUUUCGCUGCCUCUUCUGUGUGGGGGGAUGGUGAAUCUUUUGCAGUUUCUCAUUUGAUUUGUUUGAUUCAUUCUGGAAAACAUAGAAAGACUUAGUUGAAGUCUAGCCUACUGAAGAAGAAGACUUUCGAACCAUUAGUGUGGAACUUCGUGUGGAAGUUAGAUACAAUGAGAGAUACAACGCUGGAACAACGAGAUCUCCAACAUGAAAAAGUUUCGGAUUGCGUUAUAAACGUUUAUAGCCUGGAAAAUGAAAUUUCAGAAGUUCUUUGAUCGACGGCUUUUCUUUAGUUCGACAUAUUUGUAACUUGCUUGGACGAAUUUUGUUUAAAAUCCGCGUGGAUAUAAUAUUGCCCAGUUGGAUCGUUCAAGAUGUCUUCCCAAGGUUUUUACUCCAUUGUUGGGAGAUUUGGGAUGCUUUGCGUUUGGGCUUCCUCCUUGAUGGUCACUCAUGCAGCCACGGUGUUUCUAAACCAGUCCAUUCUGAACGAUAAUUGCAAGAAAACGACAACUUGCGAAGUCCUGAAAUACAAUACUUGUCUUGGCACACCUUUGCCAUACACCCACACAUCUCUAAUCCUGGCUGAAGACUCAAAUACCCAAGAAGAAGUUUUGGAAAAGUUGGCCAUGUGGUCUGGCUUGCGGAACGCCCCUCGGUGUUGGGCUGUCAUUCAGCCCCUGCUUUGCGCAGUGUACAUGCCCAAAUGUGACAAUGGAAAGGUGGAGUUGCCCAGCCAGAUGAUGUGCCAGUCAACUCGCAAGCCCUGCAGCAUUGUGGACAAGGAGAGGGGCUGGCCUAGCUUCCUAAAGUGUGAAAGGACAGAGACCUACCCCAAGGGAUGCGAGAGUUCCUUACAGAAGCUCAAGUUCAACUCAUCGGGGCAGUGUGAGGCUCCCCUGGUGAAAACAGACAAUCCUGCCAGCUGGUACAAAGACGUGGAGGGCUGCGGCAUCCAGUGCAACAACCCCCUCUUCACAGAGGGAGAGCACUCGGACAUGCACACCUACAUCGGCCUGUUUGGCUCCGUCACCCUGCUCUGCACCUUCUUUACGUUGGCCACAUUCCUCGCUGACUGGAAGAAUUCCAACCGCUACCCUGCUGUCAUUCUGUUCUACAUCAAUGCCUGCUUCUUCAUCGGCAGUAUUGGCUGGCUGGCUCAGUUCAUGGACGGAGCGCGUGACGAGAUUGUGUGCAAAAGCGACAAUACCAUGCGACUCGGAGAACCAUCGUCCACGGAAACGCUUUCCUGCGUCAUCAUCUUUGUCAUCGUCUACUACUCCCUCAUGUCUGGGGUCAUCUGGUUCGUCAUGCUCACUUACGCCUGGCACACCUCGUUUAAAGCCCUGGGCACUACCCACCAGCCUCUGUCGGGAAAGACAUCCUACUUCCACUUGGUGACUUGGUCCAUCCCGUUCAUUCUCACCGUUGCUAUACUAGCGAUAGCAGAGGUGGAUGGAGAUUCAGUCAGUGGUAUCUGUUUUGUUGGAUACAAGAACUACCGAUACCGUGCAGGGUUUGUGCUGGCACCUAUCGGCUUGGUCCUUACUGUAGGUGGCUACUUCCUUAUUCGAGGGGUGAUGACAUUGUUUUCCAUCAAGAGCAAUCAUCCUGGACUCCUCAGUGAAAAGGCUGCGAGUAAAAUCAAUGAGACUAUGCUGAGACUGGGUAUUUUUGGAUUCCUGGCUUUCGGAUUUGUUUUUAUUACAUUUGGCUGCCAUUUUUAUGACUUUUUCAAUCAAGCCGAAUGGGAAAGGAGUUUCAAAGAAUUUGUCUUAUGUGAAGCCAAUGUGACAAUAGCUCAUGAGACCAACAAGCAAAUCCCAGAGUGCAUCAUCAAGAACAGACCCAGCCUGCUGGUGGAGAAGAUUAACCUCUUCUCCAUGUUCGGCACGGGCAUCGCCAUGAGCACCUGGGUGUGGACCAAGGCCACAAUCCUCAUUUGGAAACGCACAUGGUUCAAGAUUACCGGACGGAGUGAUGACGAGCCAAAGCGGCUGAAGAAGAGCAAAAUGAUAGCCAAGGCCUUUUCCAAACGGAAAGAGCUCAAUAAAGAACCGGAAAAGGAGCUGUCUUUUAGCAUGCACACUGUAUCGCAUGAGGGGCCAGUAGCUGGUAUUAAUUUUGACCUGAAUGAAGCAUCUAUGGAAAUGUCAUCUGCCUGGGGACAUCAAGUGAACAAGAUGGUGACCCGGAGAGGUGCUAUUCUGCCACAGGACGUCACGGUCACGCCCACCGGUACACCUGUUCCCCCUCCAGAGGAGAGGAACAAGCUGUGGAUGGUGGAGGCCCAGAUCUCACCCGAGAUGAUGAAGAGGAAGAAGAAGAAGAAGAAGAGGAAGAAGGAGGUGCGUCCUGCCAGACAAGAGGAGGACUCCGUGGCCCCCCCGACGGAGUACCGGCGUCGGGAGUUCGGCGCCAGCGCCGUGCCCCGUCUGCCCAAGCUGCCCGGGCACCGGUUCCUGGUGGCCAGCUUGUGGGAGCAGCAGAGGCAGCAGCGGGAGGAGGAGAACGUCCUGCCCGGCUCCUUCCCCGAGCCCAGGCCCUCCUGCCCCCUGCCCUACCAGGACCGCUGCAGCGGAGGUCUCGGGGGUCUCGGCUACGCGGCGCCCAGCCCGCGCUACAGCCAGGGCGGCUUCAAGCUCAUCUCCAACCCGCUGCCCCUCCAGGACCGGCAGCGCGAGGAGCUGAGCCUCUUCCGCUCGCCGCCGUCGUGGCCUCAGAACGGAGCGUUCCGCCACGCGGGGGAGGUGGAGCCCGUAGCGGUGGGCUCGGGGAGGACGACGACCCAUCAGGAGCCGAGGGCAGCCCAGGGCAGAAGGACUGCGGCCGCUCCCAUUCAUUCCAGAACCAACCUUAUGGACGCAGAGCUCUUGGAUGCGGAUUCAGAUUUCUGAGACAUUUGAGC
Messenger RNA from Sardina pilchardus (European sardine), 3091 nucleotides. RefSeq names its product smoothened, frizzled class receptor (gene smo). Lineage: Eukaryota; Metazoa; Chordata; Actinopteri; Clupeiformes; Clupeidae. Gene Ontology annotation, cellular component: dendrite; cilium; plasma membrane. The transcript is spliced from 12 exons. Gene Ontology annotation, molecular function: patched binding; transmembrane signaling receptor activity. Gene Ontology annotation, biological process: smoothened signaling pathway; pattern specification process; commissural neuron axon guidance. Bases 558 to 3080 code for a protein of 840 amino acids. The record is from RefSeq and is a predicted model, not a curated record.